Molecule: messenger RNA, 1678 nt
Organism: Haliotis rubra (blacklip abalone)
Lineage: Eukaryota; Metazoa; Mollusca; Gastropoda; Lepetellida; Haliotidae
Product: glutamate receptor ionotropic, NMDA 2B-like
Exons: 7
Coding region: 513-1595 (360 amino acids)
Source: RefSeq, a predicted model, not a curated record
AGAUCUUUACGAACUCUUUCUUUAUUAAUAGAAUUGUCGGUCCCGAUUAGAGAUACAAUUAGGAAAAUUACCAGCAGAACUGGUCUCCUGUUGCACCCGGUAUGUUACAACCUCUCGUGAAAUCCCGUGAGAUUAGACCUUUAAUGGCGGACGGUAAUGUCACACAAUCCGGCAGUCAACGACUGUAGCCGACCAUGGUAUCAAGUGUUAUUAGAAGCACCGCCGUUGCACCGGGAAGUUGAUUUGAUAAUAGACCUACCACAAUAGGGAAGGAUUGACACUAUUGACCAGAUUGUGGCAGCGACUGUGCAAGAGUGUUAAAUGCUGAUCGCGAAGGCAGUUGAGUGUAUGUGAGAACUACUUUGACAUGGAUCCAAUAUCUGUCCACCAGUUUCUGCGGGGGAUGAGGCUAUGACUGAAUUGAUGUCUCCCCGUGUUGCACCUGUGUUGACUUAUGUGUUCACGUCCAAGUAACCAGCAAUACGCGCUGGCUUAGGGCACGGGUAUGAAAAAUGGACACGUAUGGGCUUUUUAACCUAGUUGUGUUCUCGAUAUGUGUUCUUGGUUCGGGGACGUUGGGGAGGGUCCGUAUCACCCUCCCCGUCAUCGUGCAUCUGCGACGGGAUCGGGACCACUACGGCCGUCAUCUUCCCGGGGGUAGGACAAUGCCAUCGAGGGACAAUACCUUGCGAAGGUUCUUUCUCCUCCAGGGGCAGCUCAUUCUGCUGAAAGAAGGUGACCCGCAGCAUAUUCUGGACGCUUUCUGUGACACAAUCUUUCCGCUAGAAGCACCUGCUGUCAUCUACAUCAACAACCCCCACUACCACAACGUCAACCCCGCCGCAACGCACUAUUUCCAAAGUCUCACUCAGUAUCUGGGACUUCCGGUGAUAACAUGGAACCCGGAGUACCUGGUUACGUCACAGACCCAUUCCAAGACCCGGAACCUUCUGAUUUCUCCCACCAUCCACCACCAGGUGAAGGCGAUGCUCAGCAUGCUCGGCCGCUACAACUGGACCGACAUUACCGUCGUAACCACCAACGAGACAGGUCAUGCUGACUUCAUAUCAGCAGUCAAAGACCUCACCAGAAUUCCAAAAUCAGCAGAUCCAUACGAUGACAUCAACGACCCUAAACCCAGGUUUCGCAUUUUGGAGACGUUAAUUUUGCGCAAUGUGGGACAUGAAGCCAAACUCUGUCAGGAAAUGCAGCGUCUCCUUGAGGUCGACUCUAGGAUAAUGCUUCUCUACAGUCGCAGGUCACAAACAUACGCCGUCAUGGAAUGCGCGCGCAAAUUGAAAAUUACAGGAUCUGAAUAUGUGUGGAUUUUAUCAAUGGAUUCUGUACCCAAAAACACCAAAACCUGGGUCAGUCCGACCAAGCUGCCUUAUGGAUUGUUCGGUGUGUGGUACGACUACGGGAAGAGAGCUAUGACGGAGGCCAUAGACACUGGUGUGGAGAUCUGGUCAAACGCACUCAAGAUGUUAGCAAAGGAUGCGGGACGGGGUGGCAGCAUCAACCUCCAGACACCUAACUUCACCUGCAGCAGUAACAACACUGGCUUGUGGACAGAGGGUGCAAAUAUGUAUGAGUGAAAAACUUCGAAAUGUUUCCUUCACCAGUAAGGGGGGACAGGAAAUCGACUUCAAUGAUGCCGGACAGUUGUUGCACCCCAAAC